UCCAUGAGUACAUCCAUCACAUCAGAUUUUGCUUAUUUGUUUGCUUGUGAAUGUUAAAAUUGGAGGCUUGAAACUUAUUUUGGCUUUGUAGUUAAGGGGUAUCUGUCAAUCAUGAGAAAUUCUUAAACAAAUGAUUGAAGAAAAGAUAUUUUCAUACACAGACUCUGUAUUGUUCUUUCUAGUUUUCAGUAAUAUUCUCGAGAGCUGUCUUUGAUUGUUGUUUUUGUUGUUGAUAGUUGGGAUUUUGCUUUAUUUUCUUUUUCUGCCACUGCCCACAAGCAUAGAUUCUCUCUAUGUUGCAUAUCUCAGACCCUGCUAUCUUUCCUAGCUGGGUGGCUCAAGAAUGGAUGAUUGUGCUCUUUUCUGCUUUGAUUCUCUCUGUUCUUGAAAAGAUUUUCUGCUUUUUUUUGUCCUUGUCUUUUUUACCCUCUGCUUUUGAUGGAUGCUUCUUCCUUUUUGAGUUUUUGUUUGGUUUUAGUCACCCAUAUAUAGCUGGUGUACACACUAUAAUAGAUACUAUCUUUCUGGGUUUUCUUCAUUGCAGCAGCUUAGCUCCUCUUCACUCAUUUAUUGCCAUAGGUGGAGUGUUUAGUUCCUUCACCAAAAUGAGCUACCAACAACAUCCUUCUAUGGGUUCUGGUAGUAGAACUGUCAGAAGAACUUUUGAGUUUGGAAGGACUUAUGUGGUGAGGCCUAAGGGGAAACAUCAAGCCACUAUAGUCUGGUUACACGGUCUUGGUGACAAUGGAGCCACUGAUGGGUACAUAUUGCAGAUUAAAUGGAUUUGCCCAACUGCUCCUACUCGUCCUGUGGCACUGCUUGGUGGAUUUCCUUGCACUGCAUGGUUUGAUGUGGGUGAGAUCUCAGAGAAUAGUCCAGAUGACUGGGAAGGUUUAGAUGCCUCAGCAGCACAUAUUGCAAAUUUACUUUCAACAGAGCCUACUGAUGUUAAAGUUGGUAUUGGAGGCUUCAGCAUGGGUGCUGCAACAGCAAUUUACUCUGCAACUUGUGCGGCUAUGGGACGAUAUGGAAAUGGCAAUUUGUACCCUAUCAACCUCAGGGCUGUUGUUGCACUAAGUGGCUGGCUUCCAGGUUCAAGGAACUUAAGGAACAAAAUAGAAGGAUCACACGAUGCUGCAAGACGUGCUGCAUCAUUGCCAAUUUUGCUUUGUCAUGGAACAUGUGAUGAUGUAGUUCCUUAUAACUAUGGAGAGAGAUCUGCCCACUUCUUAAAUACAGCAGGCUUUCGACAUCUCACAUUCAAACCAUAUGAUGGACUUGGGCAUUACACAGUUCCUAGAGAAAUGGACGAGGUUCGUAAUUGGCUCACAGCAAAACUGGGCCUUGAGGGAUCGCGCUCAUAAUCAGAUCACAGAAUCAACUUGUAGUCAGAGCUAGUAAGGAGUAAGAACAGGGAAUAAUAACAUGGAAAGGGAAAGAAACGGAUUUGUACAAGUAGGUAGUACAUAGUAUGGGUAUAUGGUAUAGAUAAAUUAACUUUCCUAAUUCCCUUUUAGCUUCUUUCCUGUCCUGAAAAAUAAAGCUUUGGAUGUGAUUUUAUUUAUUUGGCUGUUAGAAUUUAGCAGUAGAGAUUCUAGUCAAUUCUGCUCGUGGAGCAUUUUGUAUUACUUUAAUGUUCAAUCGACUAGUUUUGUUCAGCAUCA
This is a messenger RNA of Jatropha curcas, 1664 nucleotides long. NCBI's taxonomy places the organism in Eukaryota, Viridiplantae, Streptophyta, Magnoliopsida, Malpighiales, Euphorbiaceae. The record is from RefSeq and is a predicted model, not a curated record.